AUGACACCGGCACAACUAAUUGCUCGAUAUAAAUCAUUACAUCAACCAUCCGUCAAACCCAAUCUUAACAGCGUAUCAAGUCAAUGUUUACAGAGCAUCAAUGAUACAUUUAUCAAAUCCUCAUCAAGCCAAGAUGUGACCAGAAUAAUCGAUGCAACCGGAAAAAUAGGAGCUGGAAUCUUAGUCGGUAACUUAGUUUGGCUGGGCUCGUACGAUGAAUGUCUGAGCAUAAAAACUACUCAUUACUGUACCGUUGCAGCCACAAUCAUUGACCCGAAACAUAAUCAGUCUUCGGUAUUACGUUGGGGUGUAUGCUUACCUAAAGGCUGCAAUGAACAGGAUAUCGCUUCAUCAAUUGAAUUUUUGUUAGAUAUCUUUCAUAUUAAGACAGUUAAAGUAUACGGUAGCACAGUCUACUGUGCUCACGAAUCUCCCUAUACUUUUGGCAGUAUUUUCACAAUAGUAUUAUGUGGUAUAUUAUUAGUCCUAGUUAUUGUUGGUACCAUUAUUGAGGCAUGCCAAAUGCGUAAAAAGGAUCAGAGGUUGCAUAUUUACGAAGAUGCCAACACUAUCAAACCUAUUAUUAAUGAAGAUACUCCACUGGUGAAUACGUUGUCUGUUGAAAAGGAAAAUCAUUUAAUAACAGAACUUUUACUGGCCUUUUCUGUACGAAAAAAUUCAAUCGCUAUCUUCAACACCAGCAGUUCCGCUAAAAAUGUGUUAUGCCUUAACGGUUUACGCACCAUCAGUAUGUUUUGGGUGAUAUUAGGUCAUACAUUUCUUUGGCCACUUAUAACGGGGAAUUUAGAAAACGUUGUGAUUGGCCUAGAACAACUACACUUCUUUACUUUUCAAGCAGUUAGCAACGCAUUUUUCUGCGUUGAUAGCUUCUUUUUUAUCAGUGGUUUUCUAGUUUCUCUUUUGAGUCUUCGAGAAAUGGAUAAGAGAGGUGGAAAAUUUCCUGUUAUCACAUCUUACAUUCAUCGAUUCCUACGGAUAGUUCCUACUUACAUGUUUGUAAUACUUAUCUGGACAAAUGUAAUGCCACAUCUCUCCUCUGGACCGUUGUGGUAUGUAAAUCAACAAGGAAACGCAUGUACUAGUUAUUGGUGGACAAAUCUAUUGUUUAUAAACAACUUUUGGCCAACUCAAUUAGCUAAAGAGUGUAUAGGAUGGUCAUGGUACCUAGCAGCAGACAUGCAAUUUUUUAUCAUAAGUCCUGCAAUAAUAAUACCAUUACACAGAUUUCGUCGUAAAGCUUUAACUAUACCUUUUGGUCUGAUAAUGAUCAGCGUUGGUAUUAGUGCAGCCCUUGCUGCUGUAUACAGAUUCGAUGCUUCACUCAUAGCGAACACAAUAAGCGGAGGACAUAGAGAUCCUACUGAUGUUAUGUACGUAAAGCCAUACUGUCGGAUACAGCCAUAUCUUGUCGGUAUGAUGCUAGGAUAUCUGAUCUACGAGAAGAACUUUCAAAGUAGUAAAAUUUCAAUGAUAAAAUUAGUAUUGGGUUGGGUUCUAUCAAUAUCACUUGGAUUAGCCUGUGUCUACGGCUUGAAAAAUGAGCUUAAUAGAUUUUGGACUGUUGUUUAUCUUGCAACAUCAAGACUAGGAUGGUCUGUUAGUUUAUGUUGGGUUGUGUAUGUUUGUCAAAAUGGUUAUGGUGUAUUUGCAAAUACUGUGCUAUCGUGGAAAUUCUGGAUACCACUUGGCCGUUUGACGUUUACGGCGUAUCUACUCCAUCCAAUAGUUCUUCAAGUAUUCUAUUCGGGUUACAGAUCAGGUCUUUACUUUUCGACCGAAUUAAUUGUUUAUCUAUUUGCAAGUAUGGUUACCUUAUCGUACUUAGCUGCGUAUGGAGUAUCCGUCUGCGUUGAGUAUCCAUUUGCGAACUUAGAGAAAAUAAUCUUUGAUAGAGUUCUAAAAAUAAAUCGUCGUGGAUCUUAA
Messenger RNA from Trichoplax adhaerens, 1944 nucleotides. RefSeq lists its product as uncharacterized. NCBI's taxonomy places the organism in Eukaryota, Metazoa, Placozoa, Uniplacotomia, Trichoplacea, Trichoplacidae. Bases 1 to 1944 code for a protein of 647 amino acids. The record is from RefSeq and is a predicted model, not a curated record. Gene Ontology annotation, molecular function: acyltransferase activity, transferring groups other than amino-acyl groups. The transcript is spliced from 15 exons.